GUCAGCCAGAGAGGCAGAGAGGACAGGACCAACACCCGGCAGAGAGAAACACGACAUCCUUGCUUCGACCUCAGUGUACCAGUGACUGACCCAUAUGGCGGGCCUAGCAGCUCUCUGUCUGCUGCUGGUGUUUCCACUGAGCAGCUCCCAGAGCACCCUGCAAUCUAAGCAGGAGAUGCACGCACAUCAGGCCCCGGCAGCACCUCCUCCUCCUCCUCCACCACACAUACGGGACCUACUCAGAAAAGAGGAAACCACUAAUUUGAAUGCAAAGCGGACAUAUGCCCAUGUAGACAAAGACAAUGCCAAAGUGGGUCUGUUCAUCGCUGCGGCCAUGGGGACCUUCGCUCUGAUGGCUGCAGUGUACUGUAUCUACAACAAGUUCUACACCAAACACCAGUACCUGCACACCCAGCUUAAUGAAGACCCAGAUUUAACCUCAGACCCGAUGGACCCUCCCCCUGUGUUUUUCCAUACCUCUGCUGGCUCCAGUGCAGUAGAUGUACGGAGAGCUGGGUACGGCUCGCUCUCGGACACUCCAUCCAUCAUCUCUGUCCCUCCCAGCCUGUCCCCUCCACCCUCUGCCAUGCCUUUUCCUCCCCUCUUCCUCUCAUCUCACUCUCUGAGAACUAUAUCAGCUAAAGACCUAGAGAAGAGUUGUAUCUGAUAUAGAAUGCUUUGCAGUGAGAGACUUUUGACAGACAGUAGAGGGAGAAAUAAUUGUUAUUUGAAUGUACACGUUGUUUUUCAUUAUCUAUACACAGUUAACUAUAACUGUAUUUUUUGCAGGCAAAUCUGGCUUAAAAUAUUUCAAUAUGAAAACAAUGCAUCAAUUUCAACCCUGAAGAACAGGUUUUUACCUACUUUCUUACUCAAUCGAGUAAGAAAAUACAGAAAAAUUAAAGAGGGGACAGCAACAUUCGGUGGAAUUUUCCUUUAAUUUAACUGCCAUGAUUGCAGAGGUAUCUCAUCCACCUGCUGCAACUGCCAAAAUGUCAGUUACCACUGUUGUCCAUGACCUUCUGACCUCUAACUCUCACUGCCUAUAGCUAGCAAAUCUUGCCACAAAUGUGCCCUAAAAAUGUCCCUGUGUAUCACAACCAUAUGUAUGAACUGUAGUCAUGUGUGCUGUAUAUUUGUAUGUUUAUACAGUUGCAAUAAACUAGAUCUUUCCUGCACCUCAUCUACAUCUAAACAUAGUGAUUCAGUAUAGUACCCAAAAAUAAACUGUCCAAUGACAAAAGAUAUAUUAUCUUUCUCAUUUCUACUUUUCAUGUUCAAUAAUAGCAGUCACAUGGUUAAGUGGAAUACAACAAUAGCCCAGACAGAAAUAGACUUAAGAGUCUUUGAUCUGUGUUUGUGACUCUUUAGAUAGAUGUUAUCAAAGGUAACAUUAAAAUGCAGGUUUUGUGCACCCAGUUUCAAAUAAAUACACUGAUUUAUAAUUUAACAAAACAUUCCCUUUACUUUCAUCAGUUUGGAUGUGAGGUGCAGUGAUGAUGAUGCAUGGUCAGUGAAGAAAUACAAAGGCCUUUUCAUCAAAUAAGCAGUUUUAUAGUUCUUUUAUUUGACUUUAUUCCAGACUUAGUACAUCAAAGGAGUAAUAAAAACAUAACUGUGCACCAAUUUCCAUCACGACUUUGAUCCAUGCACACAGUAGGUCUACAAACAUUUUGGACACCUUGGUAGAUGGAACAUCAGCAGAAUUCAAUCUCUUUAUUUUAAAUCUUAUGCUCUUCAUAGAUGACACAUCACUAAUAUAAAGUAAAAUAUUAUAAUGCACGUUCUAUCAGUUGUUUGUCCCCAUUCGCACAGUUCUACAGUAUAUAGGGUAAAGUACGCUCCAUAUCAAUAUACCCAAAAGGAACGCAAGGUUAUAUCAUUUGAUUCACUCUAAACUCUGUCUAGAUUACUACAGAAAGCAGCUCCACAUUCACUUAAAAUCUGUAUUAGGGCCACAUGUCCCAAAUGAUAAAUUCAAGGUAAGCUGUUCUUACACCCUUCUUAAAAGAGAUGCAUUGAUGGUGCGUUAUGAUGCGUUAUGGCACCUUUGCCAAGUUGGUAUGACGCACAGGGCGCAUUGGGGACGCCAAGACUAGCGCGCAGCCGAAAGCAGCCUUAUAAUGAUAGUUUUAUAAAUAUUAUUAUAGUUUUAUAAAUCAGAUUGUUCCCUUGCUUUUACAUGACCUUUUAUUGUGGAUCUAUAUUCCUGUUAUAAAAGAACAUUGGCCAUAAAGCGCACCCUGAAUCCUUACAGCGUCCUGGAGCAACCUGCCCCUCCCGCCUUACAAUUACCUGGGAACUCUGUUAAUAUGCUUCGAUCGGACAGUGUUUACUCUAACUCCCUCCAUUCAAGGCUUGUGCGCUCCAAGAAUAGCCGCUGCCUGAAUAGUCGGUGUUUAAAACACCGGGCUGCUGGGAAGGAAGUGACAUGCUACCUUCCACUCACUACACACACUUGGAGAUUAGCGCGCAGGCAGCAGUAAUCUGGUUUCAGGACCACGGCCAGAGACACCGUUUGACCAUGAAUCCUGUCGAAAGUUGCCUCCAGCGGGCUGUGAACCUUUCUGGACACCAAAGAGUGUAAAGAAGUUGUUGGACAUUAAGGACUCGUAACAAAGUGGGACUGACAAUGUUUGUGCGGUUAAUCUUAUAUACAGGCAGUUGAGGCAACAUAAAUCGGUGGACAAUCAGUGUCGCUCCUUACAGAUUCCUCUGGACGGGACACUGCGGGUUAAGUCUGCUGAUAGAGGCAAAUUUAGUUGUUGUUUUUUUUUAAAUGUGUGAGUGAGAAACACUGAGGCGGAGGGUGCGGAGGAGAAAGCUGUGCGCUCAGUCGGGAGCGCGCAAAGACUGCACAUUGGUCGGAUCCUGGAGUCGUGAGGAUGGAGAUCCGGCCGGACAGGUUUAAGGCCGUGGCAGCCAAGACUCUCGGGAAAAUAUACGGAGCUCUUGAGAAGAAGCAGGAAAAUGGUGAGACCAUUGAGCUGUCGGCGGAGGGCCGGCCGGAGCUUGUGGAGGAGAAGGAGAUGCCCGUGGUUGACUGUACGUGCUUCGGUCUGCCCAGGCGCUACAUCAUCGCCAUCCUCUCUGGCAUUGGCUUCUGCAUCUCCUUCGGCAUCCGAUGUAACCUUGGCGUGGCCAUCGUCAGCAUGGUCAACAGCCACACCAUCUACAGAGACAAUAAGGAGGUCAUAGUGAAAGCUCAGUUUGACUGGGAUCCAGAGACAGUGGGAAUGAUCCACGGGUCUUUCUUCUGGGGAUACAUCGUAACCCAAAUCCCCGGAGGGUUCAUCUGUCAAAAGUUUGCAGCAAACAGAGUGUUUGGCUUUGCUAUAGUGGCCACGUCUUGCCUGAAUAUGCUCAUCCCCUCAGCAGCACGGAUGCAUUUCGGUUGUGUUAUCAUUGUCAGGAUUUUUCAAGGGCUUGUGGAGGGGGUUUCAUACCCAGCAUGUCAUGGUAUUUGGGCAAAAUGGGCGCCACCUCUUGAAAGAAGUCGCCUGGCCACAACAGCCUUUUGUGGCUCAUAUGCUGGUGCUGUGAUUGCCAUGCCUUUAGCUGGAAUCCUAGUCCAGUACUCAGGAUGGUCAUCUGUCUUCUACGUCUACGGAACUUUUGGAGUGAUGUGGUACUGCUUUUGGAUCCUGGUGUCUUAUGAAAGUCCAGCAGCCCACCCCACCAUCACUGACGAGGAGAGGAAAUAUAUUGAGGAAAGCAUUGGCGAGUCGGCCCAGCACACAGUAACGAAAUUCAACACACCAUGGAGGGCCUUCUUUACAUCCAUGCCUGUGUACGCCAUCAUCGUGGCUAACUUCUGCAGAAGCUGGACUUUCUACUUGCUUCUCAUCAGCCAGCCUGCAUACUUUGAAGAAGUGUUUGGGUUCGAGAUUAGCAAGGUUGGCAUAGUUUCUGCACUUCCCCACCUUGUCAUGACAAUUAUUGUGCCCAUCGGUGGUCAGCUUGCCGACUAUCUGCGCUCCAACCAUAUAAUGACCACCACUAAUGUCAGGAAACUUAUGAACUGUGGAGGGUUUGGGAUGGAGGCAACCCUACUGCUGGUGGUGGGCUUCUCGCACACAAAAGGUGUUGCCAUUACAUUCCUGGUCCUGGCUGUGGGUUUCUCUGGCUUUGCAAUUUCAGGUUUCAAUGUCAACCACCUGGACAUUGCACCACGCUAUGCUAGUAUCCUGAUGGGUAUCUCCAACGGUGUGGGCACUUUGUCUGGGAUGGUUUGCCCGCUUAUAGUUGGUGCUAUGACAAAGCAUAAGACGCGGGAGGAGUGGCAGGGUGUGUUUCUAAUCGCGUCGCUUGUUCAUUAUGGAGGUGUUAUAUUCUAUGGCCUCUUUGCAUCUGGAGAAAAGCAGGCCUGGGCCGAGCCGGAGCAGCUGAGCGACGAGAAAUGUGGCAUCCUGGAUGAGGAUGAGCUUGCAAACGAGACAGAGGAGCUGUAUCGCACGAGUGGUGGGGGAGGCUAUGGAGCCACGAACCAGGGAGCAGAUCCCAACGGAGGCGGAGGCAUGGGAGGAGGUUGGGUCUCGGACUGGGACAAAACUGAGGAGUACGUGCAACCGGCUGGAACCAAUAACUACCUUUAUGGAGGAGAGGAGGACCGGGAGUUAACAUAAAAAAUGCAGAUCCUCUGCAUGUCGCCUUUAGUGAGGCAGAAACAGUAUAUCACAGUGUGGAGUUUCACCGGAUGGCACGAGGAACUCUAAAAUGGAAGUGUGGAUUUAAAAUCGAAAGGGGGAAGGAACCAUUUUCAGCAAGUCUGACUGUAUUAUCAUAACUGAACUGCAUUAAAAGAGACUGCACAGUGGAGGUGAAGAGAUUAGUAAAUCUAAAAUGUCUGUUUGUGCGUGAUUGCAAUUGUGUACCGUGUGUGACAGACAAUCUAAGUAAGAGUGUUUUAGGACUCAUCAGCCUCUCUGCAAUCUCUGUUGGAGAAGGGCUGUGUUUAGGCCUGGUGUGGCUUUCUUUAAUGUUUAUUCAUUGUAAUAAUUGUAGACAUUUCUAUGUUAACAGACAGGAUUUGGAUUUCAUUUUGUAUGCCUCUCAUUUAUAUGAAAAUCAUUCAAGAUUACAAAUCUUCAGCCACACAUUUGUCACAAGCAGUCUCUGUUGUUGGGUGAUGACCUAUUGAGUUUGCCCAAUUUAUUUUAAAGAAGGAUGUAGUGUGUCCACAACCUGCGGAGCAUCAACAGGAAAUCACUAAAAUUGAAACUACAAGGUUUUCACAGUGUUAUGAAAGCUUGUUUCUUAAUAACAAUGUUUUGUUUUGUCCUUAAUGUGAACACUUUUAAGAAAAAGUAUGUUACUUGUGCCAAUACAGCAAAAAUAUUUUGCUCUGUAGUAUUGGUUUGCUCAUCCACUGAGAUAUUAAUUGAACACCUGCAAAUAUUAUUUAAACAGCUUUCUGUGAAGUCUAAAUAGCCCAUUCUGACAUCUUUAGAUGCAGCAUUUUGAUUUCCUCGUGCAAAAGUAUUUAUAUACUAGGCCUCUAAACUGUCUGCCUGCUGACAUCCUGGGGAAUAAAAAUGCCUAACAAAGGAAUACAAGGUGAAUAACAAUCCCUUGUCAAAUUAGCUUCUUAGUUUAAAGCCACUAUGAGGUCUCUUUCAACUUGUUUUCUUCGAAAUACACCAUCUGAAUAUUCUAUAUGCUCUACAUGUAAUAUAUGCUUCAUUAAUAUUAUUAUAUUAUGUUACUGCUGUGUUCAGGCAAUUCAUGUUCUAAGUGUUAACAUAUUCUAUUUCAGGAAAAGCACUUUGCUGUCAUCACACAACCUAAAAUAAAAGCCCAACGUGUCUCAGUGUCUGCACCCUGUCACAGUGACAAACCACAAAACAUUAAAGAAAAUGCUGAGCCGUGGCUGUUGUGGUGCCAGUAACUAAGCAAACAUCAGACUAAAAUAAAAAAACAUGUGAAUCAAAUGAGGCCAUCAGUCCCGCAGAGCACACCGCACAGAUCUCAGCAAUUCUUGUUUAAAGUUGGAACUACAUUAUCAUUCGCUUUAUUUUAUAGUGCAGCAAGCUGAAGAUAUGUAAAACGAUCAAUACAUUUUAAAAGACCAAUUAAAAAAUAAAAAGCUGAUAAUGGACAACAAGCGCUGUACAUAAGCAAUUUGUUUUAUUUCUGUUAGGAGAUGUUAUAAUGUAUCUAGCUUAUCCCAAAAUAAAGAUUUAAGAUUUAAAAAACAUCCCUGUUAGGUCAUGGGAUAGUAUCACUUUGACUGAUACCGUUUGAGUUGAUUACAUAGAUAGGUUAAAUAUUAAAUGUUAGGGUUUUUACUGUUUUUGUCAUUUUUGUUUGUUUUUCAAACUGAUCUACAGUUUCUGUUGCUUUUCUCUCACUGUUAAAUGUUUGUUCUGGAUUGAAAACUAAAACUGUAUAUGUACAAAUCAUUUACAUGUGGAAAAUAUUAUUGUAUAAUAAAACCUAGAGGUGAUAAUUCCUGUACAGUCAUACUAUUACUCCUAUUUUUUAAUGUUUUGUGUUAGGUUGUGCAUAAGCUAUCUUACUAUAAAUAGAUGUUUACAGUUGGGUGUUUACAUUUUUUAUCUUUUUUUUCCUUUACAGCACCUGUUUUCUUUUGUUCCAGACACAAUGCCUCUGCUUCAUGCAUGAUUCAGACACUAGUAACCUAGAUUUUUGGAUACAGUGGUUUCAUGUUACCCAUAAUGCUGUACUCCUCCCCAGACAGCAUAUUGAUCACUGAGUUGAAGUAUAAGAGCUUGGAAAUGAAGAAGAAAAAUAG
Messenger RNA from Thunnus maccoyii (southern bluefin tuna), 6754 nucleotides. Its product is annotated as vesicular glutamate transporter 1-like. Lineage: Eukaryota; Metazoa; Chordata; Actinopteri; Scombriformes; Scombridae. Gene Ontology annotation, biological process: regulation of synapse structure or activity; monoatomic anion transport; synaptic transmission, glutamatergic. Gene Ontology annotation, molecular function: L-glutamate transmembrane transporter activity; neurotransmitter transmembrane transporter activity. Gene Ontology annotation, cellular component: synaptic vesicle membrane; excitatory synapse. The record is from RefSeq and is a predicted model, not a curated record. Bases 2886 to 4625 code for a protein of 579 amino acids. The transcript has 16 exons.